UAUUGUGGCUUUUUAACCCUUUUUCUAUGUUCUCUGUGUCGGUUUGAAAAUGGCUGAAGAUUCUUUAAUUGAUAUUUCCGCAAAUGAUAUUUCAAAAUUAAAGGUACCAGACUUAAAAAAAGAAUUAAAAAACCGCGGUUUAAGUACUACCGGCAAUAAAAACGAACUCGUUGAAAGACUACAAGCUUCGUUAAAAGCAUCAUCCGAUGUGAUGGAUGAUAUUGAGGAAGACUUGCUGAACGACGACGAUGAUGAACACUUGGACGAAAAUGAAUCUGUCAUACACGAAUUCGAUAAUGAGCUCGAGGAUUCGCCUGGGAACCAGAAGCGAAAGUUAACUGAAAUUACCACCGACAAGUCUGAAACCAAUAACGAACCGCCAAAGAAAGUGAUAUUGAAUAGAAAUAACAAUGCGGCGAGUGUUUUGGCUGAUAAACAAACUAGAGACGUUGAAAAAAUUUCAUUGCCAGAGAAGCCAGAUGGAAAUACUGACGAGAAGAAAGUCAUAAAAUUGUCUGAGCUUUCAGUUAAAGAGAGAUUAGAAAUGCGGGCAAAGAAGUUUGGAGUUACUGCCCUGAGCGACAAUGCUAAAAAGCUCGUAAGGGCAGAGCGGUUUGGAAACAACUCUGUUUCAGUAUUAUCAGAUUCUCCAUCAAUCAAAUUAUCUGAUAACACAAACCUGGAUGUACUUAAACAACGGGCGGCGAGAUUUGGUGGGUCAGUCUCAUCGGUUAUGUCAGAUUUAGAGACUCAGGAGAAAUUGGAGAAGCGAAAGGAACGGUUUGGCGCCGGUUUGGGGAGCAACGGAACGUCCGAUGUGGAAAAAGCCAAAGCGGCACGGCUGGAAAGGUUUAAACAGUCGGUAAAAUAGCCUAGAAUAAGUAAUAUAUAUUUUUUAUAUUAUAUAAUGCCGUUUUCCUUUUGUUCACCCUUAUUAUUAAAGUUUUGAUACAGUUUUUGAUGUGCAUAAAAUUUUUCGCGCUGUUUCCAUUGGUGCCCUUAGUUCGAUCUAGUUAAUGGCUUUUUCUUUUGUUAAUCACAAAAUUUAUGGCACACAAUUUAUAGCCACUGUGUAUUGAUGGAUAUGUGAAAGUUUAUUUUUUUCCAAUAAAAGACCAC
This is a messenger RNA of Cylas formicarius (sweet potato weevil), 1119 nucleotides long. It is a transcript of the gene Sarnp, whose product is annotated as SAP domain-containing ribonucleoprotein. Gene Ontology annotation, cellular component: nucleus. Lineage: Eukaryota; Metazoa; Arthropoda; Insecta; Coleoptera; Brentidae. Bases 50 to 871 code for a protein of 273 amino acids. Gene Ontology annotation, biological process: poly(A)+ mRNA export from nucleus. The record is from RefSeq and is a predicted model, not a curated record. The transcript is spliced from 5 exons.